Anguilla anguilla (European eel) is the source of this 2264-nucleotide messenger RNA. It is a transcript of the gene crdh, whose product is annotated as retinol-DH_like_SDR_c domain-containing protein. The transcript has 7 exons. The coding region runs from base 276 to 1262 and encodes 328 amino acids. The record is from RefSeq and is a predicted model, not a curated record. Lineage: Eukaryota; Metazoa; Chordata; Actinopteri; Anguilliformes; Anguillidae.
CAGUAGGCGACUUGCAUGAGAAACCAGAGAAUUUUUCCCCGUUCGUGAAACUAUUUCACAGACAUUCGACAGUACUGGGCCUGUUUCCGCACAUUGUCCAUUGAGUUAGGAGCGAGGCGCGCCUCUUUCUAAUCUGAUUUAAUCUUUUAAACCCUAAAGCCUAUUCACAGCGACAUACUUCUGCGGCCAUAGCCGAGGGACUGCACUCUAAAAGAGGCGACGAGGAGAAAAAGAGACCCGCUCGUUGGACGGCCUGCAGUUACAGCCGCGGUGAUAUGUUGGACUUGGUUCCGUCAAGCAGACUCGCCACUUACGGCUCUGUCACAGUAGUGACGGUCAUCAGCCUGGUUCUCCUGCGGAAGUGGAUCGCGGGUGGGGUGUGCCGCAGUCGAGUCCGCCUUGAUGGCAAGACGGUUCUCAUCACCGGCGCCAACACCGGAAUCGGCAAGGAGACUGCCCGGGAUAUGGCCUUCAGAGGGGCACGGGUGGUGAUGGCGUGCCGGGACCUGGCGCGGGCAGAGAAGGCCGCCGCGGAGAUCCGCGGCACGACGGGCAACCAGAACGUGGCGAUCCGCCAGCUGGACCUGGCGUCCCUCCGCUCCGUGCGCCAGUUUGUUGGGGAAUACGAGGCCAGCGAGGACCGACUGGACAUCCUCAUCAACAACGCUGGAGUGAUGAUGUGCCCCAAGGGGCUGACGGAGGACGGGUACGAGACCCAGCUGGCUGUCAAUCAUCUGGGGCACUUCCUGCUCACCAUCCUCCUCCUGGAGAAGCUGAAGAGCUCCGCCCCCAGCCGGGUCGUCACCGUGUCCAGCAUUGCCCACAGAGGCGGGCAGAUCCACUUUGACGAUCUCUGCUUCGAAAAGACGCCGUACGAUUCGCUGGUCAGCUACAGGCAGAGCAAACUGGCCAAUGUCCUCUUCUCCAGGGAGCUGGCUCGCAGGAUGAAAGGUACGGGGGUGACCUCCUACGCGCUGCACCCCGGCGUGAUCCGCACCGAGCUGAGCCGGCACCUGGAGCUGGGCUACCCCGUCCUGGGGGUGCUGCUGACCGUCCCGGCCUUCCUCCUGAUGAAGACCCCGUGGGAGGGCGCCCAGACCUCCAUCCACUGCGCCGUCGCCGCGGGGCUGGAGGGCAAGUCGGGCUGCUACUUCAGUGACUGUGCAGUGAAGGAGCCGGCCCCCGAGGGGUGGGACGACCUGACGGCUUUCAGGCUCUGGGAGGUCAGUGCCCGGCUGGUGGGGUACGAGGACAGAGACUGACUCCGCCCCCCCCCCCCCCCCCCCCCAGCAUCUGUCAAGGUGUGGGGGUGUGUCAGUGCCCAUGGCAUGGGUAACUUGCACAUCUGUGAGGGCACCAUUAAUGCAGAAAGAUAUGUACAAAUUUUGGAGCAACAUAUGCUGCCACCCAGACGCCGUCUUCUCCUGGGACGUCCCUGCAUUUUACAGCAGGACAACGCCAAACCACAUUCUGCCCGAAUUACAAGUGCAUGGCUGCGUGAGCAGAGAGUGCGGGUGCUAGAUUGGCCUGCCUGCAGUCCUGACCAGUCUCGGAUUGAGAAUGUGUGGCGCAUUAUGAAGCGCAAAAUGCGGCAACGAAGGCGCAGGGCCUUCGUUGUCGCAUUUUGCGCUUCAUAAUGCGCCACACAUUGUGCAGCUGAAGACCUGCAUAAUGGAAGAACGGGGGAAAAUUAUGCUUGCUAAUCUUAACCGACUGGUGUCUUCAGUGCCCAAACGCUUACUAAGUGUUAUUAAAAUAAAUGGUGAUGUUACACAGUGGUAGACACUUGACUGUCCCAACUUUUUUGGAGCGUGUUGCAGUCAUCAGAUUUUAAAUGAGUGUAUAUUUUCAAAAAACAAUUAAAUUCACAAGGUAAAACAUAAUAAUGUUCUGUUGUAGUGUUUUCAAUACAUUACAGGGUGAAUAGAAUUUACAUUAUCACUCCUUUUUGUUUUAUUUGCAUUUUCCAUACUUUCCCAACUUUUUUGGAAUUGGGGUUGUGUUUGCAUUUAUAUAAUCUUGAGUUCCUUCACAGCUGAUAGUAUUUGUUUAUUAAUAAUAUAAAUAGAAGUUUUGAUAAAUUAAUUUUCUUUUUUCUUUAAAGGCUGCGUGUAUAUUUAUGUGUAUUUCUUUGUCUUUUAGUUUGAUAAGCCUGCCUUGUAAUGGUUUUCUGGAAUGAUAAUUUCAAAAUAAGUACGAUUUUUGCAUUAAAGGCUGGUGUAAUUCCAUGGAUAUGGCGUUAUGUUUUAUAAAUUCUAAUAUCU